Peromyscus eremicus (cactus mouse) is the source of this 777-nucleotide messenger RNA. Its product is annotated as disks large homolog 5-like. The record is from RefSeq and is a predicted model, not a curated record. The transcript is spliced from 5 exons. Lineage: Eukaryota; Metazoa; Chordata; Mammalia; Rodentia; Cricetidae. Bases 1 to 504 code for a protein of 167 amino acids.
AUGGGGGCCUCCAAAGAGCCACCACCCACUCCAACCAGCCUCACAAAGAGACAAGUGAAGCGGAAGGUGGAGAGUCUGACCACUCAGCUCCGGGAGAUGACUGCCCAACGGAAUGAUCUGAGAGAUCGCCUCAUCUUAGUAACCGAAGGAUCCUUGGACAACAGGCCCUACCACAGGCCAAAUCCUUUCUGGGAAAAGCUCAAGAUGGAACAUCAGCAGGUCAUGUCAGACCUGCAGAAGUUUGAGAAGGAAAAUUUGGAGGCCUCACAGAAGCUCAGUGAGCUGACCGAAGAGAAAGUCUUCCUUUGUGAUCUGCAGAGCCUGCUCCUGAUGGAGCAGAGUCAGCUCAAAAAGAAAUUGGAUAUGCUGAGGCAACAGAAGGAGAACCUACUGGAGGAUUGGGUCGUGCUGAAGCACCACUUGGGUGACUUGCAAGUGCUCAGUAAGGAUCAAGAAGAGAUCAGUGACCUCCAGAACCAGCAACAGCAGGACACAAACUUGUAAUGAACAGGAGCAGCAAAGAAUGGAAGAGAGACUCCAGAGCUUGUUGAAGCAGAGGGAGCUGGUCACACAGCAAAAACACCUGGCAAUAAAGCUGCAGCAUCAUUUGAUUGUCUUCCAAUCAAAUGAUGAACCCAGGUUGAAUUUGGGGUAUGGAGAAAAUUGGGUCCCCUGUACCAGGGCUCUCUGUCCUUUGUGGGCUUUUGCUUAUCAGCAAGACUCCCUGUUCCAAGCAUGGGUAGACCAACUCAGAACUCAGAGUAUUAUGCUGGUCCC